Messenger RNA from Suillus subalutaceus, 502 nucleotides. RefSeq lists its product as uncharacterized. The record is from RefSeq and is a predicted model, not a curated record. Lineage: Eukaryota; Fungi; Basidiomycota; Agaricomycetes; Boletales; Suillaceae. The transcript has 9 exons. The coding region runs from base 9 to 278 and encodes 89 amino acids.
UAGCAAUCAUGAAAGGACUUUUGUCACUUGUUCUCGUCUCCAUCGCUCUCCUGCAGACGGCAGCAGCAGCACCCACUGUGUCAGAGCGCUCCCAAGCCGUCAAAAAGAGCGAGGGCGAGCAGAAUGUCGGGAAGCGCAGCUACAUCUCCUUCCAGAAUAACCCUCCUGAAGAUGAUGAAGUCCUUACAGGUACCACUGAGACCGAGACUGAAGAUAUCGAGAAGCGCGCCAUGGGCCGGGUGGCGGCCUAUAGGCCUCCUGUAGAUGAUGAAGAAUGACGUCGAGGAAGUUCUUGACAACACCGAAGAAGCGCUAUGACGUCUCCGAGAACGCUGGCAGUUGUCUGGGUCGUCCUCCGGAAGUCCAAGUAUUGCAGAUCAUUAAAGCUGUCAUGGCACAAUAACUCCCGAUGUUUUUAUCUAUGUAUUACAGUGUACUGUGCUCGUUUGUGGUGAAUAUAUUCUUGAAGUUCCGAGGACAUCUUCGAUCCCUUUACCACAAA